AUGAGGGUGAUGUUUUUAAUUGUCGUCUCAGUUUUCUUCAUCAAUUAUUCAUUCAUCAAUGGACUAAAAGGUAUGAUCUCGGGUGGUUUCCAAAGUCUACGCAAACUUUCGAGUAAUAGUUAUGGGAGCAUUCGUAGCUUCUCUGGCAGCAAAUUUAGCUUCAGAAGCGAUUCACCAGUGACUGACAGAACCGAUGCCGAUAGAGAAUCAUGGCAGGCUCAACGUUCAGCCUCAGGAGUAACAGAGAAGAUGAAAAAAGUUGCAAGUUUUGGUUCAGCAUCUUUAAAGGCUUUGGCAUCAGGGGUCGUGGAUGGUGUGCGUCGUAGGACAAGUAGACAGGGAUCCCAAGAAUUUAAAUUUUCUGACGGUGACAUUGACUUGUGCUACGAGCUGCUCAUUGGUACAGAGUUACAAUUACCUAAAUCAACAUGCACCAUCGUCUCGCCUUGCUUCCCUGAACAAGAUGUCGCACAUACGGUAGAAAUCAGUUCCUCGCCCCGAUGUAUGUGCACACCAACGCCCCGCUCCUCGCCAAGACGCUCGCCAACUGGUUCGCCAAGAGGUUCCCCAACCGGUUCACCAUCGCGCUCACCACCGCGUGGCAAAUCAGAUUCGCCACGGUCAAGAUCACCUGAGCGAUCACGCAGCAGUUCAACCGAACGUCGCAGAAGAACCUCGCCUGACCGAACGGUUAAAACGCCACCGGAAAUCUUGGGCCAAAAAUCACCAGAAGAUUUGCCGCGCAACGGAGUCCUUAAAAAAAAGUCCAAACAGUCGCCUGGGGGUUCGCGCAAUGUGUCACCUGUGCCCACCCUUCAAUUCACGGAUACGCCCCACUUCACACAGAUCCCUUCCAGCCCCAAUAAGCCCCUGCCUCCACCUGGACCUCUGAAACCUUCGAUAAGCCUCCCCAAGGGUCUAAUUGAACUCCCCAAAACCUCGCCCGGUGCUGCUAAAACCUCUCCCUCAAAGAAGUGGUCUCCGCCCAAGACUCCACAAAAAUCUCCCCCCAAGUCUCCACCCAAGCCUUCGCCCAAGUCUCCACCCAAGCCUGUAGAUCCUCAGUGGUCACCGCCGCCGCGCAAAAUACUCCCUAAUCUGUACUGGCGAAGGGAAAUGGAAAGGAAGGGAAUACCUGAGAGUCAACUUCAUCUUCGGCCGCGACCUCCUGCACCCCUUCCACCCCCACCGCCAGAGGUUCCUCCUUCUCCACCCCGGAUGUUCAAAUUGUCCCUAGCGAACUGGAGAGAUCUGACUGGCAUCGGCCAACGGAUGAAACAUUUCGUGCCCACAGCAGCUCCCAAUAUCGAUCCUAACGAUCCUCAUCAAGUAGCUUACGCUCAUAUGCAAAAUAGACUGCUCAAAUACUUUACCAUGGACAAAGCUCCUAAUAAGGAAUCGUUCCUACAGGAACUGGACGAUCUUCAUGAUGAGCAAUUCAAACCACAAGCCGUAGAUCAACAAACGCGCUCCAGAAAAUGGAUUGAAAAACACUGCGGUCCUUUAAGGGAUGAGGAUCGCGUAGCGUUGAUCAACGCGCCGCGUGUGAAGCGAUAUUGCAAAAAAAGAUGCAAUAAAAUGUGGGGUUUCGCGUUCGUGCCCUCAUCAGAAGAAGCUCCUAUGGACCCUGCGGAAUUCUUCGCGUGUGGCCGGCUGGUUCCGAUAACGAAGGGCGAUGUGCGUCGUCGCGAUCCAGAACCCUACCUCGACGAGGACCUCCGACCGGUCUUCGCUUGCAACUGCGAUAUCGAUUCGGAAUUCAACGGCCUAAUGCGCAUCGACUCCGCCCAGUUCAGUCGCAUCAAGAAUCACUCCACGGUGCAAAAUGCCGUGGAUUGGCUUAGACUGGCAUUUCAGGGUACGGGAGUGUAUAUACUGAGCCAUGCGGAAUACGAGAUGCAGUGGGGGCUACUGUUCGACAAGAGAAAAAUGCCGAACCCGGCGCAGAACGCCCAACACCGUGCUGAUCAGGGAAAAGCUGCAGGUGGGGAGGAUGACGAGGAAGCAGAUGAACAUUACUGGGAGAAUAUGAAAUUCUACAGGAAAUCAUCUCCUCCACAUCCAACUAGAGCUCCAUCAACACUUUAA
Messenger RNA from Bemisia tabaci, 2088 nucleotides. The record is from RefSeq and is a predicted model, not a curated record. Lineage: Eukaryota; Metazoa; Arthropoda; Insecta; Hemiptera; Aleyrodidae.